This is a messenger RNA of Ruditapes philippinarum (Manila clam), 539 nucleotides long. RefSeq lists its product as uncharacterized. The coding region runs from base 132 to 473 and encodes 113 amino acids. The transcript has 3 exons. NCBI's taxonomy places the organism in Eukaryota, Metazoa, Mollusca, Bivalvia, Venerida, Veneridae. The record is from RefSeq and is a predicted model, not a curated record.
UCAACGGAAGAUUUUAGACUUCAUUAACAUUCACAUUAUUCAUAGUGACGUACAGCUAGUUAUUAACAGCUAGGACAAAGAUUUUGUCGAGUUAACACGGUAAACGAAUUUAUCCCCCCAAGAAAGACAAAAUGAAAGUGUUAUUAGGACUAUGUUUAUUUUCUAUUGCUGUCUACCAUGUUUCGGCCCUGGAAUGCUACAACUGCAUUGGUUGUAAUGAUGAAUUCAAGGCUGACAAUGUUUCUAAGGACACUUGCACUGGUUCGUGCAUGAAGACUAAAACAGAUGGGAAUGUAAUUAGAAACUGCCUGCCGAGCAUAAAGAAGGACGAGUGCGAGGAAAAAGACGGUGUCAGCGUGUGCGUCUGUACGUCAAACCUGUGUAACGGAGCGUCAAUUGAAACCAUGUCCACCUUUGCUGUCAUCACGACCUUCGCGUGUGUCUUUCUAAAUAUCUUCAGAAAUAUCUUCUAAUACUGUUAAAAGGAACUAUAUCCUGUACAUACAACACUUAUAUUAAUGUUUUAUUUUCUCUUUUUU